Cryptomeria japonica (Japanese cedar) is the source of this 3116-nucleotide messenger RNA. RefSeq names its product fructan 6-exohydrolase. The coding region runs from base 252 to 1988 and encodes 578 amino acids. Gene Ontology annotation, molecular function: hydrolase activity, hydrolyzing O-glycosyl compounds. The record is from RefSeq and is a predicted model, not a curated record. The transcript has 10 exons. Gene Ontology annotation, biological process: carbohydrate metabolic process. NCBI's taxonomy places the organism in Eukaryota, Viridiplantae, Streptophyta, Pinopsida, Cupressales, Cupressaceae.
CCUUGAGGUAUAAUUUUAGAAUAUUUUAUUUUUCAGUCGUAUGUCUCAAGAGUGGAAUAGAGUAGUCUAUUGGCAAAAUGAGCUCCUUGUUGGUAACAUUUGGGGAUGGAUUUAUCUCAUCUGUUAGACCAAUUAAUUAUGGAGGAUAAGAACGGAUUUGAUCUCUGAUAAAAACGCUCAGAAUCGAUAACAAACUAGAAACCCACUGGCAUCACUUUUACUAUAGUUGUUUGUCCCCUGUUCUAUAAGCGAUGGGGUUUCAGAAUCUCAAAGUCUGUGCAGCUUCUGUAAUAAGCUUCACUUGGCUAUGCCUAAUUACUUGCGCGAGCACAGAGCCUUUACAGAUGGUGCACAAUUUGGAUACCCUCAUUACAAAUGUUGAACAACUGUAUCGCACUGCAUAUCAUUUUCAGCCUCAGAAAAACUGGAUGAAUGAUCCAAAUGGACCCAUGUUUUACAAAGGUUAUUACCAUUUGUUCUACCAAUACAAUCCGGAGGGACCUUUUUGGGGUAACAUUGUGUGGGGACAUUCUGUGUCAGAGGAUCUGGUGAAGUGGAGGUCUUUGGAUGUAGCAUUGGUGCCUAGUGAAUGGUAUGAUAUAGGAGGCUGUUGGUCUGGAUCAACUACUUUUCUUGAAGGUGGGAAACCUGUUAUUCUUUACACAGGAAUUACCAAUGCCUCAGAACAAGUACAGAACAUGGUAGUGCCUAAAAAUUUGUCAGAUCCUUUCUUAAGAGAAUGGGUUAAAAUCCCUGAAAACCCUAUUAUAGUUCCAAAUAGGGGCAUGGAUGCGAAAAAUUUCAGGGACCCAACAACUGGAUGGUUUGACUCUGUGGAUAUGAAGUGGAGAAUUGUUGUUGGUGCAUUGGAGGGAAGAAGCAGGGGAAUGGCACUUUUGUACAAGAGCACUGAUUUUAUCAAGUGGGAGAAGGUCAAACAUCCUCUGCAUUCCUCUGAAUCUUCAGGAGUGUGGGAAUGCCCUGAUUUUUAUCCAGUUCUUGUUUCAGGAAAGCAGGGUUUGGAUACUAGUUUUGUUGGGUCUUCUGUGAAGCAUGUUAUGAAAGUUAGCUUGCUAGAAACAGGAUAUGAUUAUUAUACUGUGGGGAGCUAUUUGGUGGAUGAAAAUAUAUUUGUUCCAGAUAAGGGGAGCCAGGAUGAUGAAUUGGAAUUAAGGUAUGACUAUGGAAAGUUCUAUGCAUCUAAGAGUUUCUAUGAUGCGAGUAAGAACAGACGGGUUCUGUGGGGAUGGAUCACUGAAUCUGAUAGUCAGUCAGAGGACAUUAUGAAAGGGUGGGCUGGUUUGCAGGGGAUUCCAAGGACCAUCUGGCUGGAUGAUAGCACAGGAAUGAACCUGAUGCAGUGGCCUGUUGCAGAAGUGGAAUCUCUUCGUGGAAAGAAGACAGUUAAGAAUAAUACUAUUCUCAAAAGUGGGGAGGUUGUAGAAAUCUAUGGGGUAACAGGUGCACAGAUGGAUGUGGAGGUUUCAUUCGAUCUUCGGAAAAUGGAAAUUGAAGAGGUUGAAGAGAUGGACGCAAAUGCCACUGCUCAAGAGUUGUGUAGCAAUACUGGAGUAUCUUACAAAGGUGUUGUUGGGCCAUUUGGGCUGCUUGUAUUGGCUUCCAACGAUCUCACUCAAUACACUGCUGUGUUUUAUCACAUUAUUUCACAUCAGAACAAGUUGAAGCUACUAAUGUGCAGCGACCAGAGGAGAUCGUCAAGCUUGAAAGAUUUGGAUAAAACAACUUAUGGAUCCUUUGUUCCUCUAAAUGACCCAAAGAAGAUUGUUUCAUUGCGAGUGUUGGUUGAUCAUUCAAUUGUGGAGAGCUUCGCAGAAGGGGGAAAGAGUUGCAUAACAUCUAGAGUUUAUCCAACGUUAACAGAUUUGCAUUUGUAUCUCUUCAACAAUGGCUCUUCUACAAUUCUUUGCAACCAGUUAAAUGCAUGGGAUAUGAAAACUACUGACAAUGUUUAUAAUUUUGAAAUAUGAAAAGUUUGAGCAGAUUUUUAAAAUCUGUUACUUUUUUUCAUAUUUUUAGAUAAAAAAAAUUUGCACACAAUCAAUCCAGACGCAUCAAAAGAAUCUUUAAAAUUUGUUACCUUUCCUCAUAUUCCUAGACAGGGUUGACAUAUUGUGGAUCAACAACAUUUACCUAUGAUCUUUUCUAACAUGUUGGAAGAGUUAUUUGUGGAGGAUAGAAAUGUGUAAUUUAUUGUUUUUUGAGGGGCCGGUUUCCUUCUUGCUUUGUAUUUCUCUGUGUUUAAUAAAUUUUUAAGCCGAGAGGCUUCUACAAUGACAGCAAAUUUAUGCGUUAACAUUUGGGGGUUUUCAAUAAUUUUGACGGUCGUUUGGUUUUCAAUUAUUUAAGGUUUAAAAUAAUAAUUAACUAAUAUACAAAGUAAAAUAAUAAUUAACUAAUAUAGAAAGUAAAAUAAUUAAUAGAUUAAUAAUUGUGCAGAUGCAAUGUGAGAUAGAGGUAUGUAAUAUUGUUUUAUAGAUUUCAUAUUGUUGUCAUAUUGUAGGUUUGUUGAGUCUAUUUUAUUUGCAGAAUCAUCAACAUAUUAAUAUUCAACUUUUGGAAAGAUAUCUGCAUUGAUUCUUUGUAUAGUUGUGUGACGGGUGAAAAUAUGGAGACAUUUACAACCGACAAUCAAAGGAGAAUAUUGGAGUACCUUUUCGCGAGUGGAACGAGAAAUCCAUGUUUGGAGGAAAUAGAGCGCAUUACUGCAGAUCUGCAGGGCCAUGGUCAUGGUCUACUGGUUUCAGAAUGCCACUGCCAGAGAAAAAUGGAUGAAAAAAUCAUCCUCAAGAUUGCCUUCAGUAUUGAAGGCACCAAAUUGGACUUCUCUUUUCCGUUCGAAGAGGUCAUCUGAGAAAAGCUAUGCACAGGAAGAAGAAGAUCACAGGUAUUCAUCGGUAGAUCCAUCUGACGUGCGAACUUUGGAAUUAUUUCCUCUGCAUCCCGGUCUGUGACGGUGUUGGCAAGAAUGGUUUUGCUUUUGCUUUUGCUUUUGUGUUAGGGUAGAAUCCGAAUAAUGAUGUAACAAUCGCAUGCUCCAUAUUGCUGCAGUGUUACGAAAUAUUUUAUAUAUGAAAUUUCAAUGAUUUAUAUUUUCA